AUGCUUACAACCGACUCAGACGCUUCUAAGCAUCUUCUGACAGACGCCGAGGUCUUGCCAAAGCAAAAAAGAAAAUUCAGAUGGACAGUAGAGGAUAAUGAUUCUCCGAAAGAAAUCUACAAUGCUACUUUGUACCUCUCUGUGAUGGUCUUCGGUAUUCUAGGGGCAGCUCGUGGUCUUGAUGAAGGCAAUAUCGGUUCCAAUAUAAGUUUGCCCUCGUUUAGAGAGAGGUUUGGUUUCAACGACCCUAACAAGAGCGAAAACGACCUUGCCAAUCUCAAAUCGAAUAUUGCCUCCAUGGUGCAGUUGGGGUGUGUUGGUGGUGCUCUUCUUGCUGUGUUUACCGUUGAUAGAUUGGGAAGAGUGAAUGCACUUAGGCAAGUCUGCGUUCUAUGGGCAGUUGGCGUUAUCAUUCAACUCACAUCAGCACAAGUGGGCCAGCUUUACGCUGGAAGAAUAAUUGAGGGACUUGCUAUCGGCCAGACCACCACUAUUGGUCCAACUUACUUGGCGGAGGUUGCACCCAAGCUGAUUAGAGGUCUUUGCGGGUGCAUUUUUGCUGGCGCUGUGUACUUAGGUGUGAUGCUCCUGUGUUUCGCCAACUAUGGAACUGCUUUACACAUCUCUGACAGCUCACAGAAGCAGUGGAUUAUCCCUACUUCCUUGAAAAUUAUCUUUGCUGGAGGAAUACUCAUUAUGACCUUCCUAUUUUGUGUCGAGUCACCUAGAUGGCUCAUGAAAGUUGGCAAAGAAGAUAAAGCAACAGAGGCGCUUUGUAAAUUGAGAAAGCUUCCUGCAAGUCAUCCUCUCAUUGUUGGUGAAAUCAACGAUAUUAACGAACAGUUGUUAAUGGAAAACCAGGCGCAAGCUGGAAACUCAUUUAUGAAUAUUGUUAAAGAGUUCAUUCGAGUAAAGGCUAAUAGAUAUAGGUUGUUGGUGAUUGCUAUUCCAGCCCAGUUGCUUGGCCAAUGGUCUGGCUCAAAUGCCGUGACCAUUUAUGCCCCAGAGUUGUUUGGUGUAAUUGGAGUGAAGGGAGUUGAGACAUUAGAGAUGACUGCCAUUGCUGGUGUUGUCAAGUUUAUUUCAGCGUACUUGGGUGCAUUCUUCAUCAUCGAUGCCUUGGGAAGAAAGACGUCAAUGUAUGUGGGUAUCACCCUCCAAUUUGUAUGCGAGUUGUACUACGCUAUAUUUAUGAAUGUUGUUCCAGAGAUUCAUGAUUCACUCAAGGGAUCAAAGAAAAGAGCUUCUCAAGGUGCAGUGGCUGCCAUUUUUCUUUCUGGUACAGGUUGGGUUAUUGGAUUCAAUGCCCUUCAAUACCUCAUGGGGUCGGAAAUCUUUCCAUUGAAAAUUAGAUCGAUAGCUAAUUCACUUGUCAUGGUAUUGCACUUUGCCAAUCAAUAUGGUAACUCUAAAGCACUUCCAGACAUGAUGAUUGCCAUGAAACCAUAUGGUGCCUUUUAUUUCUUUUCAGCAGUGUUGGCAUUCUCGUUAUUCUGGGUCUGGUUUUUCGUUCCUGAGGUGGCUGGCCGCUCUUUGGAAAGUAUUGACGAUAUUUUCAAUUUACCAUGGCACCAAAUUGGCAGACACGGACCCAGACUUUGUCCUGAUCAUUCUGAGCUUAGCAAAAUUCACUAUUCUAACGGUGAGGUGUCUUACGAGGAGAAGGGCGGUUCUGAGCAUAUGGUAGAAGACGUCAACCAUAGUCAAAGGGGAGAAGAUGAAUCUAUAAAGGAUCAUAAGAAGGACGAAGAAAUGGCAGGAGUAGAGGAUUCAUAG
Molecule: messenger RNA, 1776 nt
Organism: Candidozyma auris
Lineage: Eukaryota; Fungi; Ascomycota; Pichiomycetes; Serinales; Metschnikowiaceae
Exons: 1
Coding region: 1-1776 (591 amino acids)
Biological process (GO): transmembrane transport; carbohydrate transport
Cellular component (GO): membrane
Molecular function (GO): carbohydrate:proton symporter activity
Source: RefSeq, a predicted model, not a curated record